AUGCAGGGUUCCAGUCACACCCUUCUGGCCUUUGGGCCACAGAGUCUUUCAUUCGACAAACGGGCCCUAAUAAAGCUUCGCGGCGACAUCAGCAGUGGUAGGUACGGGCAAUGGAUUCAGGACACUAUCGCCGGGUUACCAGGGUUCUGGACAGCCCUGUCCGAGGCACUCCCAGAGCUCAGGGAGUUGCUCCCUCCUCAAGAACGACUGCAGGAUUUGGACCGACUAUUAAAUCACAGCAUUGAUGAUAUUGAGGAGGGGCUGAGCAUAUCCAACAUGAUCCUCACUCCACUAGUCGUCCUAACGCACCUUACGGAAUACGAGCGAUACCUAGCGACGAACCAACACACCAGUGACCGAACCACAGCCACCGGUUUCUGCACGGGGCUUUUAAGCACAUUUGCGAUUGCGAGUUCAAGAAAUGAUCAAGAACUUGCGAAGUAUGGCGCGGUUGCGCUGCGGUUAGCCAUGUUGGUUGGAGCCCUUGUCGAUGCAGAGGAGAGACGGCAAGAGCUGCAGGGAAACGGACGAUCUGUAUCAUAUUCGAUCGCUUGGAUGAGUGAGGAACAGCAGCAGAGAUUACAAGAGAUUCUUGGCCAACGGCAUCCAGAGACUUACCUCUCUGUUCGUUAUGAUCGUGCACGCGCGACGCUCACGAGUUCCGGCCGCGCCGCGGCAGACCUAGCACAGGAGCUGCGAGAGAUCGGGCUGACCGUCGCUCAAGUGCGGUUGCAGGGCCGGUUCCACGACCCAUCUGAGUCCAGAAAAGCAUACACUGACGCCCUGGCUGAUUUAUGCAAUCGAACACCUGAGCUCCAGUUUGCACCCACGCCCGCCAUGUCCCUAGCCUAUCCUAAAAUCGACAAUGCGAGCCUGCACGAAGUUGCAGUGCGCAGUAUGCUUGUUCAACAUUGCGACUGGUAUGACACAUUCAAGGCUGCCUAUCCAGAGGUUUCAAGUCCCGCGCGUGUGGUGUGCUUCGGCUCAGAGAGAUGUAUCCCGCCCACGUUGGCAAAACGGACAGUAAAGAUCGAAAGUCAACAUCAAGCAUCAGAUGCCUUUGCCAGCCUCGACCAAGAAAAUAUGAUUGCAGUCGUGGGAAUGUCGAUCAAGACAGCCGGUGCUGACGAUGUGGACGAAUUCGCUCAGAUGCUGCGCACGGGGACGUCGCAACAUCAAGCGAUCAUGGAAGAUGAUAUCAAUUUCAACACCCCUUGGCGUACCGACAAGGGCUCCCGGACUUGGUACUCCAACUUGAUUCGCGACCGCAGCCAGUUCGAUCAUAGCUUUUUCAAAAUGAGUCCUCGCGAAGCCGCCGCCAUGGACCCGCAGCACCGUCUCUUUCUCCAGGCGGCGUAUCAAGCUGUCGAACAGUCUGGAUAUUUCUUGGAGCCAGGCCACAAUGAGACCAAGUUACCUGAAGACUCUGUUGGAGUUUUCCAUGUCUCAUGCUACGACCCAAACGCUUAUACAGCGACAGGGAAUCUGCGCGCUUUCCUUGCCGGCAGAGUUUCUCACCACUUCGGGUGGACAGGCCCGGCAUUGACCUUAGAUACUGCCUGCUCCUCCUCUGCAGUCGCUAUUCAUCUUGCGUGUCGUAGUAUCCUGUCAGGAGAAUGCUCUGCCGCGCUGGCUGGUGGUGUUGCGGUUAUGAGCAGUCCUUUCUGGUUCCAAAAUCUAGGUGCCGCCAGCUUCCUCAGUCCUACCGGCCAGUGCAAGCCGUUCGACGAGAAGGGAGACGGAUACUGUCGAUCAGAAGGAAUCGGUUGUGUGAUGUUGAAGAAGAUGAGUGCUGCAGUCGCCAAUAAUGACCAGAUUCUGGGUUGCAUCGGAGCAAGUGCAGUACACCAGAACCAGAACUGCACUGCCGUGGUUGUGCCCAACAAGCCUUCAUUGGCACCUCUAUUCAAACAGGUUAUUUCCAAGUCAGGUCUGACUCCAGCGGAUAUCUCGCUCGUCGAGGCCCAUGGGACGGGAACCGCUGUUGGGGACCCAGCAGAGUACGCCAGUAUUGCCGACGCCCUCAACGUUGCUUCUCGGCCAAGUCCGCUAAUUCUUGGAUCAGUCAAGGGACAUAUUGGCCACACUGAGGCCGCAGCUGGAGUCGUCUCAUUGAUCAAAGUACUCAUGAUGAUGAACGAAGGCUUCAUACCGCCACAAGCCAGUCACACCCGUCUUAGCCCGCGCAUCACUGCUGCAACUGACAAGUUGCGCAUCUCCACCUCGCUACGCCCGUGGGAGACAGACCAGAAAGCAGCGUUGGUCAACAGCUAUGGAGCUUCAGGUUCCAACACGUCCAUGGUGAUUCUCCAGCUUCCAAAGCGCCACACAUUUCCGCAUCAAGGUGUGACCAAGGAUGGAUUAGCCCAGCCAUUCUGGAUCUCGGGUACAAAUGAAGUCGAGAUCACGGCCUAUUGUGCGCGCCUAGCCGAGUAUAUUCGAACACGACCGACUGUACGGCUGGACGACCUUUCCUUCAACCUGAGUCGGCAAUGCAAUCGGACUCUCGCACGCCAACUUGUCUUCAGCUGUCGCUCCAUGUCAGAGCUGCAGGCAAUGCUAUCACGUGGAGCUUCAGCUGAGGGCAGCAGCAAGGUUGUCCCUACAGAGCGCCCUGUGAUCCUUUGCUUUGGCGGACAAGUCUCUACCUUUGUCGGCUUGAACCGCUUAGUGUACGAGAAUGUUGGUCUCCUGCGCCGUUAUCUUGACGAAUGCGAUAUGGCCAUGACAAACAUGGGGUUGGAGAGUAUUUACCCGGAAAUAUUCUCCACCAGUCCGGUUCAAGACACAGUCAAGCUGCAAUGCAUGCUUUUCGCGAUGCAGUAUAGCUGCGCGCGGUGCUGGUUAGAUUGUGGCGUUUCGACCAGAAUCGCUGCGGUUGUGGGACACAGUUUCGGCGAACUCACUGCAUUGAGUAUUUCCGGUGUCCUCAGUGUUCAGGACACCAUCAAGCUCGUAGCUGGCCGGGCACGCCUGAUCCGCGAUCAAUGGGGAAGCGAUAGAGGCGCUAUGAUGGCAGUCGAAGGGGAUGAGAGUACCAUCCAGCAACUCCUGGAAGAAGCAUCCCAGCAGACGCCGUCCGACCACCCUGCCACCAUUGCCUGCUAUAAUGGCCCGCGCAGUUUCACGCUAGGAGGAUCAACUGCUGCCAUUGAGGGGGUAAAGGAAACCCUGCUUAGCAAGUAUCCGUACAUUCGGCACAAACGGUUGAAUGUGACAAAUGCAUUCCACUGUAGCCUUGUCGGAAACAUUGUGGAGCCUCUAAACCAGCUGGGCGAAGAAUUGACGUUCAACUCCCCCGUCAUUCAUAUUGAACAUUCGUCUUCUACUCCAUCGACCGGAGCGCGCCCGUCGUCCACGUUCGUCGCCGAUCAUCUGCGUAAGCCGGUGUAUUUCUACCACGCGAUUGAGCGUCUUGCCCGAGCUUAUCCCGAUAGUAUCUGGCUUGAAGCGGGCUCCAACUCUACAAUCACCACCAUGGCUGGUAGGGCCCUGCGUCCGACCUCUGACAUAGUUGGACAGUCGCAUCACCAUUUCCAAGCACUCAACAUCACUCACGGCGGCCGGGGCUCAGAUAGCCUUACUGAGACAACGCUCUCUCUGUGGAAGGAAGGCCUUCGAGUUUCAUUCUGGCAGCACCACCCCGUGCAAAAAGACCAAUAUGAGCACCUGAUCCUUCCGCCGCGGCAGUUUGCGAGAACCCGUCAUGGACUGGAUAUUAUUGCUCCCAAGACAGAUCAAGGUGCAGCCCAGCAAACAGGAGUUCCAAAGCCAGAUGGUCUGUGGACUUUCGUAGGCUAUGAAGACAACAACAGGAGCCGGCCUCGGUUCCUUAUCAACAGUAAUUCCGAAAAGUACCUUGCGAUGGUGGAGGGCCAUGUCAUGGCUCGUACGGCGGCGAUCUGCCCUGCUGGAUUGGAGGUCGACAUGGCCAUUGAAGCUCUAUUCAGCUUGCAACCGGAGUGGAAGGAGAGACGACUCCAACCCAUGCUAAGAGACAUGGUCAACUCAGCCCCUGUUUGUCUUGAUCCAAUACGAAAAUUCUGGCUACAGCUAUCUGCUGCUGACGAGUCGUGUAUGCUAUGGGACUGGAACAUCACAAGCACGCGUGAAGGAAGUAGUUCGAGUCUUCUGCAUGUCAAGGGCUCCCUGCAGAUCCGCAGUCCGGAGGAUCCGCUCUACCGGAAUGAUUUUGCGCGUCUCGAGAGGCUCGUUCCAUACCGUCAGUGUACGGAUAUUUUAGCCUUGGCGGGUGCACAGCCUGACGACCUGGACGAUGAGAUCCACGUCCUCCAAGGGCGCAACGUAUACCAAGGCUUCAGUGAUGUCAUCUCCUACACACCCCUGUACCGUAGUCUUCGGCGGCUCGUGGGCCGUGGUAAUGAGAGUGCUGGGUGCGUGAUACGCAAGCGGUCUCAUGAAACAUGGCUCGAUGUGCCGCUGAGCGAAUGUUUUAUGCAGACAGGAGGUAUCUGGGUCAGCUGUAUGACGGAUCGCAGCCCAGACGAUGUCUUCAUUGCCACUGGGUGUGAGCUAUGGAUGCGGUCUCCAAGUCUGGCCGACGUGAAGGAGAAGGGCGAAGACGGCACUGAGAAAUGGCAUGUUCUUGCUCGUCAUUUGCGCGUGUCCGACAAAGUAUAUUUGACAGAUGUAUUCGUCUUCGACUCGCGCACUGGAGCCCUAACAGAAGUCAUCAUGGGCACCAAGUUCAGUCGGCUUCCGAAGACCGUUAUGCGCAAAAUCUUGUCUGAUUUCCAUCCGGGCAACCCCAGUGUCCAUGAAAAGGAUAUCGUCACUGCGGCGCCCAAGCAACCCAUAAUUCAGGCACAAGAAAUCGUCUUAGCCGAAGCACCUCGGAAGCACAAGUCCGUGCAGAAACGAGAUAUCACAGGUCAAGUCUGCCAGCUUCUUUCCAGUGUUUCUGGUAUUGAACCGGCGAAGAUAAACCAGAAUGCGGAGCUAUCAGAUCUCGGCGUCGACUCACUAAUGGCCAUGGAGCUCGCUCGUGAGAUAGAGGGAGUAUUCAAAUUCUCACCAGAUCACAACGACCUGCUCGAGGCUACUACGGUCGAGAAGCUGACGAACUAUAUCUCAAGCUCGAUACCCGGCUCCUCGGCCGCUUCUGAAAAUAUCGACAAUCACGGUUCUCCUAACGAUACAGACUCGUCGGGCGAGUCGGACCCGGCGACCCCUACUGUGGCAUGCUCUUCUACUGAUGAUUUUCGCGAACCAUUCAUCAUUACCUCGUCUAGAGAUGAAGCUGAGGUCCUCUCUCUUGCGGAAAGCGACGACACCUUCCUCAAAUCGCAACGGCCGAUUGUAGAGAUGGCAAAACAAAAUACUGACCGAGAGGAGAUCGCUGAACAAUACGUGGCUCGAUAUACAGCGGGGUUCAUUCCCCCAGUGUCGUCGCGGUCAUCCGCGCGAGAACACAGCGGUAAUGUCGUGAUAAUUACUGGUGCAACUGGGAGUCUCGGGUCGCACCUAGUAGCGAGCUUCGCCCGCGACCCGUCCGUUCGUACAGUUAUCUGCUUAAACCGGCGUAGCAAGACCCCGGGCACCCUCCGACAGAGUCAAGCACUCUCAACGCGCAAGCUACAACUGACGGAGGCUGAAUCCAGCAAGCUUCGCAUGCUUGACGGCAACACCAGCGAGCCGCAUCUGGGUCUUGCAGCGGAUGAGUACACCUGGCUCGCUCGGAAUGCCACUCACAUUGUGCACAAUGCAUGGCCCAUGAGUCUAGCGCGUCCCAUUCACACCUUUGUGCCUCAGUUUCAAGCGUUGCGAAAUCUCCUUGACCUGGCACGCGAAAUGGCGUGCAAUUGCAGCCCGAACGGCAUGAGGGUCGGCUUCCAAUUCGUUUCUUCAAUCAGUGUAGUCGGCUCCGCAGCCCAGCAGCGUGUGCUAGAGCAACGGGUUGAUCUUCGCUCGUCCUUGCCCAUCGGCUACCCAGAGGCUAAAUGGGUAUGUGAGCGCAUGCUCGAUGAAACGCUCCACCGUUACCCUGACCAUUUCCGCCCAAUGGUCGUGCGCCCCGGUCAAAUCACCGGCUCUAGUCAUACCGGUUGUUGGCCGCAUACGGAGCAUAUGCCAUUGCUUAUCAAGACCGCACAGACUCUGCAGGCGUGGCCGGAUCUUGACGGACCUCUGCACUGGGUCCCCGUUGACACUGUCGCUCAGACAAUGGUUGAUCUCCUUCUCCCUGGUAUUGAGUCGGACUCGAACCAAACUGGCACAACCCUCAACAAGAGCGAACCCGACGCAUAUCCAGUCUACCACAUCGACAACCCGGUGGGGCAGCCCUGGAAGGAAAUGACGCCGAUCAUAACAUCGGCGCUCAACAUUCCCUCAGAUAGAGUCAUUCCCUACCAAGAGUUCCUUAACCUUCUGCGCUCCUCUCCACUAGACCGAGACCGCGAGAUACCCGCAGCUAAGAUCAUGGAUUUCUUUACGCGAGAUUUCGAGCAUAUGGCCUGCGGCGGGUUAGUCUUAGACACAACGCUUUCUCAGGAGCAUUCGGCCACGUUGGCUGCUCAAGGGCCUGUCACCGAGGAAGAGAAUAUGAAGAUUCUGACUCUUUGA
Messenger RNA from Aspergillus nidulans FGSC A4, 6582 nucleotides. RefSeq names its product protein pkfA. The coding region runs from base 1 to 6582 and encodes 2193 amino acids. The record is from RefSeq and is a predicted model, not a curated record. The transcript has 3 exons. NCBI's taxonomy places the organism in Eukaryota, Fungi, Ascomycota, Eurotiomycetes, Eurotiales, Aspergillaceae.